This is a messenger RNA of Paralichthys olivaceus (Japanese flounder), 2644 nucleotides long. RefSeq names its product fibulin-7. The record is from RefSeq and is a predicted model, not a curated record. Gene Ontology annotation, molecular function: calcium ion binding. NCBI's taxonomy places the organism in Eukaryota, Metazoa, Chordata, Actinopteri, Pleuronectiformes, Paralichthyidae.
UCCCUCUGACACCUGAUGAGCGUGUUCCACAUAGGACCGGCUCAUUCUUCAAGAGUUAGCUGCUCCUUUGGAUUUCUAUCAAAGCCCCAUAAAGAGAGAAGCCUGUAAAAAUCUUGGAGAUCAUCAACAGUGAAUUGUAACUUGGACUUUUGAGAGAUGGAGUUGUCUUUUCGACGCAGGUGUCUCCUUCUACUGUGUUUGACACUUAUCCACAGUGGUCAUGCUGCAGUCCAGACGUGCAUGGAUAAGCACCAGGUGGUCGGGGUGCUCCGUCAGAUGGAGAAGUUCCUGAAAGGUCAGGAGAUGCGAUUCACCGAGGGCCUCAGGAUCAUGAAGUCCAAGCUGGCGACGCUGCAGAACUCUGUGUCCAAGUUGCCUCAAGCAGACCAGUCAGCCGCUUCCACCACCUGCCCCUCCCUAGAGGCCCCAGCUCACGGAACCAAGUUUGGCUCAAAGUAUUUUGUCGGACACGAGGUCCAUUUCACUUGUUCUCAGGGCUACCACCUCGUUGGCUCGGCCACACGUGCUUGCCGGGACAACGGCACCUGGACCGGCAUCAGUGCCAUCUGUAAAGAUAUAAGUGAGUGUGCAAGUAACCCCUGCCAAAAUGGAGGCACCUGUGUGGAAGGUCUUAACCAGUACAAAUGCACCUGCCCCCAGAACUGGAGCGGCUCUCACUGCCAGCAUCAGACCCAGACAGCACCACCUGAGUGGAGCGUCAUGAAUGACCCUGCGUUCAGCCGCAGACCUCGCUGCGCCCAAGUGAACCGAGCCCAACACUGCAGCUGCGACGCAGGCUUUCACAUGAGCGGCACCUCUGAAAACAGCAUCUGUCAGGAUGUGAAUGAGUGUGAAGUGUACCGGCUUGACCAAGGAGGCAAGCUCUGCAUCCACGAGUGCGUGAACGUCCCCGGCUCGUACCACUGCUCUUGCCCCAGCGGCUACAAGUUGCUCCCAGAUGGGCGGAGCUGCGAGGAUGUGGACGAAUGUUUGAGCCAGCAGCACAACUGUAGCCGAGGGACGACUUGUAUCAACAUGGGGGGAGGCUUCCAGUGCGUCAACCCUGAGUGUCCUCGUUCUCAUGGCAACAUCAGCUACGUCAAGACAUCUCCAUUUCAGUGUGAGAGAAACCCCUGCCCCAUGGACAGCCGCUCCUGCCAUUUGGCCCCGAAGACCGUGUCUUUCCACUACCUGUCUCUGCCUUCCAACCUGCAGACUCCCGCCACGCUCUUCCGUAUGGCGACCGCAGCCGCCCCUGGGCGCACAGGCCCAGACAGCCUGCGCUUCGGCAUAGUGGGUGGAAACUCCCGGGGCAUGUUUGUCAUGCAGCGCUCGGACAGACAGACUGGCGAGCUGAUACUAGUCCAGCAGCUGCGCGGGCCGCAGGAGAUCAGCAUUGACGUGGACAUGUCCGAGUACAGCGACCGCACCUUUCAGGCCAAGCACGUGGCCAGGGUCCACAUUCUGGUCUCACCUAACAACUUCUGAGGGCAAAGUUUGAAAGGAGGGAGACUAGACACAGAAGAGGAAGAAGAAAGAGUUUCCUCAUCCCCGAUCAGAGAUGAAUUUAUUUGAGCUGCCAGUCGCAGGCCUAAUUACCAAAAGAGUGAGAGUGACCAGCCAAUAUUUAACAGUUAUAUUAUGAUUGUAACAGUAUAUGGCAGAAACACACCAUAGAAGCUUCUGUAGUCAGGAUGUGCUAUGACUGACGCUGUUUGACUGAGUGAGUCUGAAUACAUGAAAAGGAGCUAAAAGCAUAAUGAACGUGUUGGAGGGAUGGAUAACUAUGACCGUUGCUUUAUGUUUUUAUUUUUGUCCAUCAUAAAUCAUGUCUGAGUAGCCCAGGGUCCGGCCCUGGGGCUGAUGCACUGCCCUCUCUUUAUUGAUGGUACAUCCUUGUAAGACAUUAGUGCUCCUGUGGCUCUAAUUUAUUGGAAAUAUUGUUGCUGGAUUUUACAUUGUAAUGCCACAUGUUUAACUUCUAUUAGAUUCUGUAUAUUUGUUUUUGUUGUACUAGCUUGCUUCGUUUAAGGCACCGGUCAUUUACUAUGGGAGUUGUUUUUCUUUAAAACAGUAGACACAGUAUUGUACCAGGGCGUUUAUUUUUUUCUCUAUUCAAGAGUGUGGUGUAACAAUUUCAGAGCAGGACUUCACAUUCAAAUGUUGUAAUGCUCUCACUCAAAACCCUGGGUUUGUAUUAUAAUAGCCCCCGCUUGUUGUUAGAUUUCCUCAGCUUGUGCUCAAACUGUGCGCUUGUUUGCACUUGGACAGACAUCCUGCAUUUCAGCUUCAGCUCCUCUCCUCAUGCUCAAGCUGCUUCUGUUCAGAGGCAGCAUGAGAAUAAAAACUGAAGCUGGAGCGCAGAAAGUCUGUCAAAGCAAGAAAACAACAUCUGAGUACAAGGGCAAAGCAGGGCAUAUUUGAGUGCAAGCAAAAUCUGAGCAUAAAAUCAAUAAGUCCUGUCCAAAAGCUCUUGAAAAAGAUAAGAAAAAACCUCCAUAAUAUUACUCUGUAUGUAAUAGUCUCAUAUUCUCAUAUUCUAAUUCAUAGAUGAUUUAGCGAGCUUGCCGGAGCACUACAUAAUUUAUCUGGAAUUUUAAUUGUCUCUGCAAAAAAAAACAAAUAAAGCCAGUCCAACUUUUCA